AUGGCAUAUAUCAGUACGCUACAUAUACUCUUCUACGCCAGGCCUGCUGUGAGAAAUGCUAGCAGCUCUAAGGUUUGGCAUCCUCCCCCUGCUGGCAUUGUGAAGCCAAAUGCUGACGCUUCUGUAUCGAGUGAAGGGCUUGUUGGCUUGGGUGUGGUGGCUAGAAAUCAUGAAGGAAAGGUCCUGUUUGCUGCUACUAGAAGAAUGCACGCAUAUUGGGCUCCUGAAGUGGCAGAAGCGAAAGCUCUUUCGAUGGUUGCUAGACUUGGCAGAAGAUAUGGGCUCAGGGAUGUUAUUUUGGAGACAGACUGUCAAACUCUCACGAAGAAGCUUGAGAAGGGGAAUGUGUUUCUUUCAGAUUUAGAUUCUAUCAUUGGUGAUAUUUUCUCUUUAUGUACUGCUUUUGAUUCUAUUAUUUGGUCUCAUGUUAAGAGGGAGGGCAACUUUGUUGCUCAUCACCUAGCUAAGCUAAUCCCAUUUGGGGUAGAACAAGUAUGGGAGAACUUUUGUCCACAAGAAAUAACCCCUAAUGUAUUGAUGGAUAAUCUCGUUUCUUGA
Chenopodium quinoa (quinoa) is the source of this 558-nucleotide messenger RNA. RefSeq lists its product as uncharacterized. The coding region runs from base 1 to 558 and encodes 185 amino acids. The transcript has a single exon. The record is from RefSeq and is a predicted model, not a curated record. Gene Ontology annotation, molecular function: nucleic acid binding; RNA-DNA hybrid ribonuclease activity. Lineage: Eukaryota; Viridiplantae; Streptophyta; Magnoliopsida; Caryophyllales; Amaranthaceae.